Phalacrocorax carbo (great cormorant) is the source of this 2557-nucleotide messenger RNA. The record is from RefSeq and is a predicted model, not a curated record. NCBI's taxonomy places the organism in Eukaryota, Metazoa, Chordata, Aves, Suliformes, Phalacrocoracidae.
AGUGAGCCCUCUACUGGUACUUCGUACCUUUACGCUGUGGUAACUUUUCUCCCCAGCUGUGCUUGCUUGAGCCGAAGGAAUCAGAUUAACGUCUGUUUAAACUACUUCAAUCCACCCGAUUUGCGCGUAAUGUGAGAAGGGAUUACGCGCUCCCAGGUAUGCCUGGGAGUUCGGCACCCCGGUAGCGAACUCGCACCCUUGGCAGCCAGGGCUGGUUCCAGCCACCGCGUACCCGUAAGCACGUGCUGCGGAGCCCCCGCCGCGCCCGGCCGUGAUGUGGGACUCGCUGAGCCUCCCGACCGCCCGGCGGUAUCUAACCUUGGCCGCAUGGUACAGGUCAGAUCCAGGCACCGCCUAGGACGCCCUUUUUCCUGUGGGGAGGCCGGCUGCAGAAACGCUUACUCUGCUAAGCCGGUUCCUGGGUGCGCUCGCGGGGCGUGGGUGCGGUACGGCUGCGCCGCCGAGCGCCGCCGGGUGACGCAAAGCUGCCCUGAAACGUGAGGGUGCCGAGCCGGGAGCGCCCUGAAGUCGCGAGUGAAGGAGGGAGGCACCGGGGCGGUAGAGAGCCGGUGGCUCCUGGGGCUGGCUGCUCGGGUUGUGCGCUGUCAAAGCUCUGUAUGCCUCUUAGAAAAGCAUCUGAAACGGGGAGAAUGGCGUCGCUGUUUUGGGGCGACACCUGCCUGUGAUUUUAACGCUUUCCUUCCCGGCACGCUCCAGCCAAGCCUUUGCAAAGAUUUCCCGAUACCGCGUCCUUCCUCAUUGGGCAAGUUCAGUCAAAGCCAGUUCAAUGCAGGCGUUGGGAUUUUUUUCAGCACAUACACGGAGUAUACGUGCUCUAAAUGCCUACAAUACAGAGGAAUCCAGCUACUUCUAAUGGGAUGCAUUUGCGUAGAGGAAGAAUUCCUCAUUUAAGAUGGGUAAUAAGCAAACGAUAUUUACUGAUGAACAGCUAGAUGCCUACCAGGAUUGCACGUUCUUCACUCGGAAAGAAAUCCUUCGGUUGCAUGGCCGAUACCAUGAAAUGGCACCAAACGUUGUGCCAAUGGACUAUACAAAGGAUCCAGAUGUUAAACUACCUAUGCAGCUUAUAAUAAACAUGCCUGAGCUAAAGGAGAAUCCCUUCAAGGAAAGGAUUGUGGAAUCUUUCUCAGAAGAUGGAGAGGGGAGCCUGAGCUUCAAUGAUUUUGUGGAUAUGUUCUCUGUGCUCAGUGAAAUGGCUCCCAGAGAGCUUAAAGCAAUCUAUGCCUUUAAGAUCUAUGAUUUUAACACAGAUAACUUCAUUUGUAAAUCAGACUUGGAAAAAACCCUCAAUAAGCUGACCCGAGAAGAGCUAACAGCAGAAGAAAUCACUCUAGUUUGUGAGAAGGUGAUAGAAGAAGCUGACAUGGAUGGUGAUGGGAAACUAGGAUUUGCAGAUUUUGAAAACAUGAUUUCCAAAGCACCAGACUUUCUGAGUACUUUCCACAUAAGAAUUUGAAGAUGUUUCUGUGAGCCACUGUUACCAGAAAUGAUUUGCCAGUCCAGCCUUUCUGAAUCUCAGGCACUUUGGGGGCUUUUGUCCUCUAAUUAUGGCUUCUUAGAACUCAGCAGAAAGUACUGAAAUAAUUCUCGUCCACAAAGAGACAGAAGCAUCAUGUGAUCUACGGGACAUUUGAACAGUCACAUUUUUAUCUUCACUGCUGGCCAAGCACUCUGGCAAAGAUGGUUGGUUGUUGGGUUGUGGGUUUUAUUUCUUUUUUCUUUUUUUUAAACAGGCAGAAUCAGAAUAUUAUUAAAGGUAUUUCCACAUAGUUUUUAUAUUUAUGAAUAUUUAAUACUGCUCUUAAAAGCUCGCAAAAAAAAGAUUGACAGAAAGAUUAUCUUUGACUUUUCCAAGAGUGUUUGAAAGAAAGCACAGGCCUUAAAUAAUGAGAUGCCUCUAUCACUGUGUUGUGCAGCUGGCGAUCUUGCAUGGAAAUUAUCUUAAGUGAAAGAACUGCAGUCAAGAUCAAGCUCCCAGUGUUGAAGACAACCACAUCCCAGGUUUGCCGUUCAGUCACUGAAAUGGCAGUUGCUGGGUUUGGUGCUUACCUUCAACCAAUAUUUUGUGGAUUGUCAUGUCCUUAUGAAACUUGAAAUAUUUGCCUUUUGUAUUUGAUAACUGCAUAUGUGAUUAAUUUCUUCACAAGAUAAAUGUUAAAACUGUGUCCUAAUUCUCAAACAGGGCCUUGCAUUUUACUCAUUCUGUGGGCUGAUAAUGUUGAAUGGAAGAAUAUAACCAUAUGUAACUCAUGAAGAAUUUAAAGAAGCACAGAACUACUGCUAAGGAUAUGAAAAGACAUUUUCUUUCUAAACCAGCUAUGCAAUCUUUCCCAUAAAAGGCAUGAAUGCAACUCUAUAUUUCUCUUCCGUCUCCAGCUGGAAAUCAGCUAGAUUUUCUUUUUUAAUUCCAGUAUUGUUUAGGUACUGGGGCCUGAAGACAAUCAUAUGUGUAUUACUGUUCUAACAGUCAAUAGAAGGGCUCUGUCUCUUACAUGGCUUCUGUAUCAAAGUCAUCACAAUUAAAACUUUUGAUGCA